AUGUCUUCAUCGCAAAUGCAAGCCAUCAAGACUUUGUUGGAUAAUUUCCACCAAACUGUGUCCCUACAAAACAAUGACCUACUUGAAAUACUUGGGAUAGCCAAACAAUUGAAAUCAAACUUACCACCUUCACCAAAUACACCUUCAUCCACCCUUUCAUCUAUAGUCAGAGGCUUAUAUACCAAAAACAACCAACUUUUAUCGCUCAUUUCCAAAACGACCGUUGGUUUUGUCAAUGCCAAUUUUGAAAUGGAUAAAUUCAAAACAUUUAUUAACGAUUUAAUACUAUGGAUGGAAGAUGGUAACUUGCUUUUAUUUGAAAAAUACAUUGCUCAGUUGAAUACCGUUGCGAUUGACGAUGCCGCAACUAGGAAAAGACUCAUUUCUCCCGUCAACAACUUAAGGGACUACUACUGCCAUAUUGACAAGUGUACUCAAUUUUUACGAAAUCCAUUUAUACUUGAGAAACUAUCAACAAUUUCAAAACAUUUACGAGCAAUAUACAACAAUUAUCAAGAUGCAUCACAAUCAAAAGAAUUGAACAAUAUUCGGUUUUCUGAAAUACAACCAUUCACAAGCUCUACUGCACUCAAACACAAGGAGUUUGUAUCAAGCUACUUCAAAAUCAGCCAAAUUUUGAAACGAACUGCUCAUGCCAAUGUUUCACUCAAUGGAGCUCAAAUUGAGUUGUUGCUUUUAGACUUACUUUGUACUGGAGAUUACAAUGCAUUGGCUGUUUUGGAAAUCAAGAGCAAGGCCAACCAUCACCAUCACCAGGACCAUCACUUUCAAGAGGACAGCGAUUCCUCCUAUAAAUCGUUGAAAUACCCACCUUUUAGAGUCAACGAAUUAACCCUUUCACGUAUAUCGUCUCAUACUAUUAAAUUGAAAGCUAUAAACUUCCUGUCGACGGAGGAUCUCGGUGGUGAAUCCAUGCUGAUACAGUUUGAAGAUGAUGUAUUGUGUGGAAAAUGGGCCAAAUAUCUUUCGAAAUUGUGUCCAUUGAAACGUGAUAAUAACAACAGCAACAACAGCUCCUCCUCCCCAAUGAGCGAAAAGUUUUUGAUCCACUCGGAUUCCAGCUCUUACAAUAUGUCGGGAUUGGGUAUCAAUAUAGUCUCGGAUGCUGAACUCGCACCGAAGGAGUCACACAUUCUCCCACAAGCAGACAGUCCCGCCUCAUUCCAAGAACUUUACGACCCUCCAACUCCAACUUCGUUGCCUCCAACAGUACCUGCACCAUUAGGAGUGCAAUCAAGAGCUAGUUUGGAAUCCAUUAGAUCUCAAUAUGACAAAUCUUUACCAAUUAUGAAAAAGGUUAUCACCGGGCAACGAAAUGGUGAAGAAGAUUACGAAGAUGAUGAAAAAUUGUUUCAAAUCAUCAAUCAACGAAAAUAUUCUGACGAUUAUCUGAAUGAUGAGUUAAGACCAAAGUCAUAUCAAGCAGAAUACUGCUCACCAGAGAGUUCACCAUCCACGGAUCAUCCCGUUGUUUCUCACUCUGUUGCAAAACCAGUUGAAACUCGUCAAUUAUACCGAAACAAUGUGGCUUCGGCGCCAGAUUUAAGAGCAAAGCCACAAAUCUACCAAUUGUCAACUGGCUCUGCUAUUGACAUUGGUAACUUUGGUCAAUCGUAUCAACCUUCAUUCAAAGGGUACGCAGACAAGAAAACAUCACGCAGAAAAUCCAUGUUUACAUUCUUCAAAAAGUCUUCUCAAGUGGAUUUACGAGAGGAGUCACCACUGGAAGAAACUUUCAUCCAGAAUGCUAAUUCAAAUGGAAAGGAAUUGCAAUUGCCUCAGCAACCUACCCUUCUCAAGGGGGAGACAAAGGUGGAUGAAGAUGAUGCAAAUCCGGAAAAAACAAUGACAAGAUCGGUUUCAAAGAUUCCAGCACCGUUUGCACUACCAUCUUCAACAUCCACAUAUUUCUUUAAGCAGCCCGUCAAUGCAUCCGAAACUAGUAUUGCCAAACAAGACGACUUGCUCAUACCGCAGGAAUUGAAAGAUGCCAUUAACCUGGAGAAAACGUCUGACGACUACAUUUCCGAAUCAUCGCCAAAGGCAAUCAAGAUCUCCAAAUGGAAGCAACAAUACGGCAAAUGGGAAAUGAUAACUGCCUCGGAAAACAUUUUUGUCAAAAUUUGCGUCAACGAGGAAGCCCAGAAAGGUUGGUUUCUUAUUUUCAAAGAGGAGUACGACGAAGAAGUGGACGAUGUGGUCGAUAAACCGGUAUUACUACUUGACUUGAACACGUCCACGCAAUUGCGAUUGUCAUCGGGAUCCGAUCUACAGAUUCAAGCAAAGAAUUCAAUUAACAAUGAAACCAUGCAAAUCAUGAUUAGGUGUUCUAAAGGUACCCUCACUACAGAAAUUGCCAGCAAUCUUCAAAAAUGCAUCGACUCAUUUGCGCAAUCAUCUCGAAAUCAUCAUCAUCAUCACCACUACCACAACCACAACCACCACUCAUUGACAAACUCUUCCAAUCAAGCAUCAAACAACACAUUGUCAUCAUCCUUGAUGGAUAAUCCGAGCAAAUCAUCUACGUACACCAGCUUGAGCUCAAUUUCCAACUCAAUAAAUGCAGAUGAGUUGUCAAAGGCGUGUAUUUUGAACAACCCCAACGCACUCCACACCAGACAAAUUGAAAUGACUAUACGUUUACAAAAACAACUACAUUCUUAUGCGCAACGCAAUAGUCCUUCUUCUUGGAAGAUCAUAUCGAUGAUGGAUUUACGUGUCGAUAGGAUCAUUGAUCACCAGCAAGUGGUGCAUCAUUUGCAGUUGACUGGGGGUGGAGAUUCGAUCAGUUGGGUGAUUUCUGAUGAUAGGAAAGAGGAAACUAUUGAGAGAAUAGGCAAGGCUGGAUUAUUGAUCAAGAUUAGCGACGGUGAGAUUUAUAUGCUUGAGUGCAGGGGCAAGAAGGAGUUUAAACACUUGUAUGAAAUAUUUUAA
This is a messenger RNA of Lodderomyces theae, 2955 nucleotides long. RefSeq lists its product as uncharacterized. The transcript has a single exon. The record is from RefSeq and is a predicted model, not a curated record. The coding region runs from base 1 to 2955 and encodes 984 amino acids. NCBI's taxonomy places the organism in Eukaryota, Fungi, Ascomycota, Pichiomycetes, Serinales, Debaryomycetaceae.